AUGUGUUCUCCUAAAAAUGAAGGGAGCUUGGGGUUUAAGUCUCUCAUUGUGUGGAACAAGGCUGCUGUUGCUAAGAAUGUCUGGUUCCUCUUCUCUGGAGGUGAGCAAUCUAUGUGGUGCCUUUGGAUUAAAUCUUAUAUCCUCGAAGGUAGAAGUUUUUGGAGAGUUAGGGUGUCAAAUGGCCCCUCCUGGGUUUGGAGGAAAAUUCUUUCUCUUAGACCUAUCAUUUACCCUUUAAUCAAACAUAGGGUGGGAAAUGGUUCUAGGAUAUUUCUUUUGUUUGAUAACUGGCACCCUAUGGGAUCUGUGUGGUAUAGAUUUGGGGUCAGAAUUGUUUAUGAUUCUGCUUUGGGUUUAGAUGCUAAGGCUAGUGAGAUUGUGGAGGGGACUACUUGGAGAUAG
Camellia sinensis is the source of this 402-nucleotide messenger RNA. The record is from RefSeq and is a predicted model, not a curated record. Lineage: Eukaryota; Viridiplantae; Streptophyta; Magnoliopsida; Ericales; Theaceae.